CAUCAACUUGAUACCUACAAUAAUAAUGCGAACGAGCUUGCCAUUAUCACUCGUAAGCUUAUAUUCGUGAUGUCAAAAACAAUAAUUUAACAUAUCUAUUUAACAAUGUUUGUUGGAAAAAUGAAGUUCGACGUUACCAUCCUGAUAGUUCCAAUAUCUCUUCUUGUUGCUGUUUUUGCGUCGAGCUGUGACAGAGAAUUCAACUUAUAUGACAUCUAUGGACCAGGAUACGAAAUAACAUGCAAGGGUUUGGACCAAACUAACCUAGCUCUCCUGGAACACUUCACUGUAGCAAACGAAAUAAUUUUGAAGAUACAGAAUUCAACUUUCCAGAACAUAUCAUCCAAAGUUUUCCGUAGUGUAGGAAGUAUAAAAUAUUUAUAUCUAGAGAAUUCUACCUUCACAUUUCCUGAAUCCGAAGCAAUCUUCAGUACUCUAGAUGAACUAGAAUACCUGUCUAUUAUUAGAACUGCAUUUUCAAUUGACAAUGAGACUUUCUCAGGGUUGAAGAGUUUGAAAGAUUUAAUUCUGUCUGACAUUGGAUUACACAUUUUUCCAGAAGAUUGUUUCAGAGACUUAGAAGCAUUAAAUAAUCUCCAGAUUACCCAGAAUUUUUUACAGAAUAUAGAUAAUAUACCAUUUUGUCACUUGGACAAUCUAAGGACGUUGAAUUUAUCUCAUAAUGCAAUACAGAAUCUGUCAAGUCAAUAUCUCAUAUGUGAAACUACUGAUGAUAGUCUCAUUGAUUUGAGUCUAAAUGAUCAUAAACUAUCCAUCCAACCUGAUAAUUUCGCAUCGAUAGAUGCAUUUUCAUCGAAUCUCAAUGAUUUAGAUCUGAGCUAUAACAAUCUAAAAAGCCUAGGUUAUUAUCUGAAUAGCUUCAGAUACUUGAGAAUUCUCAAUCUGCAGGGCAAUCAACUCACUAAGGUAAAAAAAUUGAACUUCAGGAACUUGAAUUCUACUGAAGAAAUAUAUCUCAAUAACAAUCAAAUCAAAACCAUAGAAAGGAACACAUUCAUAGGUAAAGAUAGCUUGCUUCGCUUCGAUUUGUCAAACAACAGACUGCAUCAUUUAGUGUUAGAUCAAUUGACAGCGUUGAAAUAUUUGAACCUGGGUCAUAAUAAUCUCACGGAAGCCUGUCUGCAAACAAUAGAUAGUAGUUUGUUGGAAUUUUUAUUAUUAAAUAAUAAUAACUUCUCAGAUAUAAAACCAGGAAUAUUCAAUAAUUUCUCAAAUCUCAGAACACUAGAUUUGUCAAACAACCAUAUCAAAUUGAAUAAUCAUUCAUUCAUGAGAUUAUCGCAUUUGGAGAUACUCAAAAUGAGUGAUAAUGAUAUUGUGGAAUUGCCUGGUUUAGUAUUCGAAUCAUUGAAAAACCUUGAAAACUUAGAUUUAUCAAGGAAUAAACUUUCCUCAAUUUCCAAUAAGGAUACAUUCAGAGAAUUAGAAAAUCUGCAAUUUCUGAACCUUUCACAUAAUUACCUGGAAAAUCUGGAAUAUAGCUUACUAGAAUCCACCAAAGACUUGCGUGUUUUAGAUAUAGAGAAUAAUCGCUUACACUCCGUUCAAUAUGAGAUGAUCAUUACUCACUUACCCUUACUUUCUGUAUUGAAUAUUAGAUCAAACCUUCUAUCUUGUGAAAAGUUAGCGGAUAUUAUCAAAUAUUUGAAAGAUAGACGAGUUAACUUCACAACUCAACACUCAGCAUUCGAAAUAGAUGAGGAGAAUAUUGCUGGAAUAUAUUGCAAAACCGAUAAGAGUGUUUCUUUACCAAAUUCACAAGAUCAUAGUGGAACUAGUAGCCCCAAUUUUGUGUUAUCAUUUAGCAUAGUGGUGGUUUCGAUUUGUUUUGUCAUUAUAACUGGGGUGUCUGUUUUUAGAAUUUUCACAUACAUCAAGAGACGGAAAUAUAGAGCUGAUGAAUUCGAAUUGAUAAAUGAAUGAAUAGGUAAUCAACAUGCGCAUGUAUAUAAGUUGAUACAUAGGUAUUUUAUAUCUGAGAAUUUCUCCCAACUAUCAAUGAAAUAAUACUGUUGGAUUGAAAAUUCAUGUUGUUCAUAUGAGGAAUACUCUAUCCAGCAUUUAUACAAGGCUU
Phaedon cochleariae (mustard beetle) is the source of this 2095-nucleotide messenger RNA. Lineage: Eukaryota; Metazoa; Arthropoda; Insecta; Coleoptera; Chrysomelidae. The record is from the annotation of a GenBank genome assembly.